AAAAGAGAGGGGAGAGAGGGACCGACCAGCGGCCGUCGGCCGAUGCGGAGACCAGCGACUGUAUUCGAUACUUUAGAUUCUACAAACUUUAAUUAUUUCGCCCCUCGAUAUUCCAGAAAUAUAUCGAUAUGAAUGAAUAAUGUUUCGAUACUUUCAGCCUUUCCUUGUAACUUGAAAUUGAAAAUAAACAACUGGGCUACUUAAUGCAGGUCUGGUAAGGAUUAGGAUUGAUCCAACUGGCACUGAGACUGUUGUAUUUGAGCCUGUACUACUUAACAGCGCACGUUGAAUUGGCCGAGACGAAAAGGAUGUGGUUAGAUGCUUAGAGAGUAUGUCUAGGAAACGUAGCGGUUCUCGUGGCAAUCAUUCCAGCAUGUGGAAAAAAAGCGCCGGAUUGUCAGAGGAGGACAAGGAGGAAAUUGACUCUCUCUUCAACAAAAAGUUUAAAUACAGUGACGUUUUAAAAAGUUUGUCGCCAGAACAGGGAAAAGUGGAUGAGGUGACGAGGUCAGGAGAUGGUUCUAUCUCUGUGGAGGACUUUCUGGGAGGUGAACUCAAGUUUCACAAAGAAACUCGCAGAGAUGACAAACUGAUGCGGUUGAAAGAAGACUUGAACGGUGUGAAGGACCAGCUGAGCGGCAAAGACAUCGAGACCUGGCACAAACACACCACGGACUGUAACUUGGCCGGGAAAAUCUUGCCGCACGUCAAGUUCACGGGAUCAAGCCGGCUACCAGCAAAAGUGGGAACUCAGAAAUGUAUUUGGUGUGCAAAGGCUACCGGAAAAACGUGACAUGGAAAACUUUGUGGGAUAUAGCCCAGGCCACAGUGUACAGCCCAGAGGACCUGUUCCUGGAGGUGCCCCACAUCCCGGAUGCCUUCCUCCGAGAGCACCGGCUGUGCUGCGAGGCCUUCGCCCGCUGGCAGACGGGCACCAUGUGUCGCAACAUGGACCUCUACGUCGCCAUGACGACGGCCGCCAGGAACAAACUUCAGCUGCAGCAGGAAGUUGCUCUCGAGACGUUCGUUAAGCUCACGGGAAUCCGAUAUCAGAAACAUCUGUUGAGAGUGGGAGUUCCGUGGAGGGAGGUGAGUUGUGUGGAGGGAGGCGAGUUGUGUGGAGGGAGGCGAGUUGUGUGGAGGGAGGCGAGUUGUGUGGAGGGAGGCGAGUUGUGUGGAGGGAGGCGAGUUGUGUGGAGGGAGGCGAGUUGUGUGGAGGGAGGCGAGUUGUGUGGAGGGAGAUAUGGGUUGCGAGGCAGAGAGCUUUUCUCCACUGUUGGGAAGACGAUGUUUCAAGGCGGCGGCACGUUCGGAACUUUCAUGGGCAUUGGCACCGGCAUAAGAUGUUGA
Aplysia californica (California sea hare) is the source of this 1350-nucleotide messenger RNA. RefSeq names its product cap-specific mRNA (nucleoside-2'-O-)-methyltransferase 2. The record is from RefSeq and is a predicted model, not a curated record. Lineage: Eukaryota; Metazoa; Mollusca; Gastropoda; Aplysiida; Aplysiidae. Gene Ontology annotation, molecular function: methyltransferase cap1 activity. Gene Ontology annotation, cellular component: cytoplasm; nucleus. Gene Ontology annotation, biological process: 7-methylguanosine mRNA capping.